Messenger RNA from Octopus bimaculoides (California two-spot octopus), 372 nucleotides. RefSeq lists its product as uncharacterized. The record is from RefSeq and is a predicted model, not a curated record. Lineage: Eukaryota; Metazoa; Mollusca; Cephalopoda; Octopoda; Octopodidae.
AUGGUUGUUACAUUAGGGGAUGACGCCUCAGGUUUAUCAGCAGUGCAAAAGUGUACAAAUGAAUGUAGGAGGAGAACGGAAAUUCUUGAAGAUGACAUAACGUUUGGAGGUCCUGCAACUGCCACCAGCGAGGAAAACAUUGACUGUGUUCACGAAAUGGAGAUGGAUGACCAGCGAUUGACCAUAAAUCAAAUAACCAAUGCUAUCAGCAUAUCCCGGAAAAGUGUUGAAAAUAUUCUGUACAAUAAUAUUUGCAUAAUGAAGGUUUCUGCUCCUUGGGUGCCAUAUAUUUUGACAACUGUUCAAAAGCACACCAGACUGUUCACAUCAAAGGAAAACUUGACAAUGUUUGAGGCAGAUCCAACUACGUAA